Syzygium oleosum is the source of this 565-nucleotide messenger RNA. Its product is annotated as cyclin-dependent kinases regulatory subunit 1-like. Gene Ontology annotation, molecular function: histone binding; ubiquitin binding; cyclin-dependent protein serine/threonine kinase activator activity. Gene Ontology annotation, biological process: regulation of mitotic cell cycle. The transcript is spliced from 3 exons. Gene Ontology annotation, cellular component: cyclin-dependent protein kinase holoenzyme complex; SCF ubiquitin ligase complex. Lineage: Eukaryota; Viridiplantae; Streptophyta; Magnoliopsida; Myrtales; Myrtaceae. The record is from RefSeq and is a predicted model, not a curated record. Bases 25 to 297 code for a protein of 90 amino acids.
UUGCGUUCUUUAGAGGUUCGAAAGAUGGGUCAGAAUCAGAUCCAGUAUUCGGAGAAAUACUGCGACGACACUUUCGAGUACAGGCACGUGGUUCUUCCGCCAGAAGUUGCGAAACUACUUCCCAAGAACAAACUUCUCGCCGAAAAUGAGUGGCGUGCAAUUGGAGUUCAGCAGAGCCGUGGUUGGGUUCAUUAUGCCAUUCAUCGCCCUGAGCCACACAUCAUGCUCUUCCGGAGGCCUCUGAACUAUCAGCAGCAACAGGAGAACCAGGCCCAGCACAAUGUCCUUGCCAAGUGAUGUGUUGCUGAGUUGAUUUCUUUUGUAGGAUUACAGCUUAUCUUGAUUAUGACGAGUGUACUUUAAAGUUGUAUAGUUAUGGUAGACCGAUUUUGCGCUGCGAUUUCCCUUUUCAAAGGAUUGCGAAGGUUUCUCUUUGUGAGCAGUGCGACGAUCAUCCAGCAUCGUGCAGUAGUGAUUCCUUAUAAGGAUUCGGAAGUUCACCUGUGGCAUUGUCUACUGGUUAUUAUAUGUAUAUAAUGUUGCCCAUGAGGGGAUGAUUUGCCAA